Pan troglodytes (chimpanzee) is the source of this 1201-nucleotide messenger RNA. It is a transcript of the gene NUDCD2, whose product is annotated as NudC domain containing 2. NCBI's taxonomy places the organism in Eukaryota, Metazoa, Chordata, Mammalia, Primates, Hominidae. Gene Ontology annotation, biological process: protein folding. Gene Ontology annotation, cellular component: cytoplasm. The record is from RefSeq and is marked provisional.
AUUUGCGCAAGCGCACUUCACUCCGGAGACGUUAGAAAGUGCAUUUUGGCGUCACUUAGGUGACGGUGUAGUGAGUUCCGGCUUCACUGGUUCCAAUUCUGUCCCAUUGUUCGUUGCAUGUGAACUUUUCUGGAUUUCAAUUCUUUCAUCCGGGGCCUGCCGGUGCCGUAAAUGGCCAUUCAAAGGGAAAAACGAACACGCACACCAUGGCGCCAGCUUGCGUUCCUGCGCAUGCGCAGUGACCCGAGCGGAGAGGCCGAGGCGUAGCCUAAGCGUGGGAUUCCGCGCGUGCGCUCGGCUCCGCCUGGUGCGGCUGCGGCCGGGAGGGACUGCACUAUGUCGGCCCCGUUUGAGGAGCGGAGUGGGGUGGUACCGUGCGGGACCCCGUGGGGCCAGUGGUACCAGACCCUGGAGGAAGUGUUCAUUGAAGUUCAGGUGCCGCCAGGCACGCGCGCCCAGGAUAUCCAGUGCGGCCUCCAGAGCCGGCAUGUGGCGCUGUCGGUGGGCGGCCGCGAGAUCCUCAAGGGCAAACUAUUUGAUUCUACAAUAGCUGAUGAGGGAACAUGGACUUUGGAGGACAGAAAAAUGGUUCGUAUUGUUCUUACAAAGACAAAGAGAGAUGCAGCAAAUUGUUGGACUUCUCUACUAGAAUCUGAAUAUGCAGCGGAUCCUUGGGUGCAAGACCAAAUGCAGAGAAAGCUUACAUUAGAGAGAUUCCAAAAAGAAAAUCCUGGUUUUGACUUCAGUGGAGCAGAAAUCUCAGGAAACUACACUAAAGGUGGACCAGAUUUCUCAAACCUUGAGAAAUAACUGCUUUUUUUCCUGCAUUCUGUGGAUCCUAGCAGAUAUUGCCAACUUAAUCAGAUAAACAGAUUAUGUAAUGGAAGAAAAAUGUGGAUGCCUACAGUUAACAGAUUGCAAAAUGUAUCUUAAAAUGGUUCUAAAAAUUGCAUUCAAACAUAAUUUACAUAGGAAAUGUACUGUGGGAACUAUUCUAUGGAUAUAUGGUAAAGUUGUUUUGGACUUGUUUUUGCUCAGCAUGAAGUUGUAUAUGCUGCAUUUUACUAAUUCCAUAUUCAACCAUAUUUUUAAUACAAAAGAACAUUAGAGUAUAGAUCAUGUGAAAUGAAGGGUGCCUUUGGGGAAAAUUAACUUUUUCUUUUGAUAAGUAUGAUAUUCAAUAAAGUUUUCUAAAUAGGAA